CUUGGAAAUCAUACUUUGCCAUUUUAAAGCCUUUUGCUGUAGCUAGAGUGACUAAAUGGAAAAAUGUCCUGACGAGAUUGAGGACUUGCUGCUGGACGUCCUGGACCAGGCAUUCAUCCAGGAAGUGGUGAAUCUGGAUGGGCUGCUACAGGAUGAGAGAGAGGCUGCAGCGGCGGAGGUUGAGGCCAAGGUCGUCAAGAACCGCCAACAUCUGCUGGAGAGGAUUGAAGCAGCGUAUGAAAAGGAAUUUGAAGAUCUUCUGCACCGUGAGUUCUUGAGUGGUUCUGAUAUAAGAAGGGAAAAAGAAGAACUGGAAGCCAGGCAUGAGAACGAGCGUCAAGCUUUCAACAACCUGACGACUCUCCUUGCUCUGGAUGCCAAGAACAUGCUGCAACAGGACUUGGACACGUCAAAGAAACAUGAGAUGCUGGGCCUGAGGAAGAAGCAGCUGAGGUUACUGUAUGAAUUCAUGGACGAAGUACUGCAUGAUGAAGGAAAAACCAAGAAAUAUGCCGAUAAACUAGCCCAAGCCAAGGAGGAGUAUCAGAGGUUUUAUGAUGAAAACGUUGUCAAGAUGCAUCAUGGCCAACAGCAGAGGCUCAAGGAGGAGGAGCAACUGCAGGAUGAGAGAUCCAAGAGAUUGGCCAAGAGGCUCAGAUGUGUCCAUGUCGAAGUUCUGGAUGAGGAGAAGAACUUAUACAAGCAGGAAGAAGACAAGUUAAAAGCCAGCGAGCAGCAGAGGAAGCUGCAGGUCUUAUUCAGUGAGGAGGCUGGACAGAAUCAUGGCGAGAGGGAGAAGGCUUUGGAGGAACAGCUGAGGUCAGAAAGAAAACAGCAACUUGGGGAGGUGAAAGCAAGACUGGACAUCUGGCGAGAUGCGCGAUUGGUGGCACUGCGGAUCCAAGCGGAAAAGGAUGUGAUCUUGGAGCAGGAGGCAGACGUGAGGCUCGAGAUCAUGAAGAGGCUACAAGAUGGGGACUUCACGGAGAAAAAUCUUCUAGAAAGUGUGCAGAAGGAGAUGAAGUUGAUUCAGAAGGUUCAAGCGCCGUCCAACAAAGAGACAGAAUGGAGCGGGUUCCUUCUCUCCUCCCCUCUCUUUAAACAGCUCUCCCAUAUUGAGGAGCAUGUGGGAAAAUCAUUUGCGUUGGAUGAUAAAGGGCACACCAGUGGCGUACACAUAACAGACGAGCACCUCCACACCACGAAGGGCGAUCAGCUCACCCCAGUGGAGUUGGAUCAUCUCAGCCCAAGCACGUUCGUCGUCUACCAAUAUGGCGUCAACAUCAUGAGAUUACUGCAGAAGGCGGCCGGUGCACCCGUGGUCGAGAUAUUAAUAGCAUCAAACCUCCCCCGAAACAACUUCACCCGGAAUGCCUUCCGGAACUCGUUCUUCUACCAGUAUUCCGGAAACAUCCUCUGGGUUCGCCAGCAAUGUUUGGAUUCCGUAGGGGAUUUCGUGCUGUUGGUGUUGCACUGUUUGGCUCAUAUCAAAGCUGGCGACUUCGUUGACGAUUCACACACCAGGUUCCUGAGAAACUUUUAUAAGUACCUGCAGGUUGUGUGCAAUGAGAUGUUCCAGCUGAAGCGAGCCAACAUGGUGGAGACGGGCCCAAUGCUGCAUGCUGACGUCUUCAAGAGCGGACUCUCCCACAUGACUCCAAAGGUCAAUGUUCAAAAGUACAAGUUCCACCUAGGGACUUGGCUGUCUGGUAUAUCAAACGUUGCAGUGUCGUCUUGUCCCUCGUCAAGUGAUGCUGGCGUUGUUGCUUUGAGGAAGGCACUGCAGCUGAAACAACAAAAGGUGGAAUCUACGAAAAGCUCCGAGUUCAAGAUUGGACGAACCACAGAGCCCUGUGGCCAACAGAAAGCUUUUCUACAGAGGAAGCAAGAUAUCUUGAAUGAAGAGCUUUCAAAGGUUUUCUGCGAUGAGCUUACCCUGACUGAAACGUUAAAGGAUUUGGAGAGAUAUCCAAAGAAAGAUGGCGCUGAGAAGUUAAAGAAGAUAAAGAGGCAAGUGAUGCUGGUCCAGCGGAGGAAGUGUGAUCUCUCGGGUCAGAUCAAAUGUCUGCAGGAGCUUAUCGAGGAGAAAAAUGCCCGUCAUUGACAUUCGCAUCCAGGAAUUGAGAUUGAAACUUUCAGCACCAUCUGGUGUAGAUCUAUGACAAGUUUCUGGCCAGAAAUUGACCUACCCUUCAGCCACUUAUUAGUUCUCUAAAGGCUUCAAUGUUAAACACAAGCGCCAUUAUCAGAGUGAUAAAGGAACUGACUCGUUCAACGCUUUAAAACCAGUUGCAAAGUGAUUCUGACAUUAGAGUUUAUCCCUGAUUGCUUUUUCCCUCGAGGUCAGAAAAGGGGGGGAAAUGUUGGCGGAAAGUGUUAAUGACUUUUAAUGAAUUGUUUUGUCCAUUCCCUUUGGAAAUACAUGUAUGACUUGUUUCUCUCGUUUGAUUAGUUUCCGCUUGAUUUCAACACAACUUUUCUCAAGUGAAUCUUCAAACCCGGUCCACCAUUAACUUAACUGAGAUCACAAACGCUCCUGAAAAACCCCAGGUUAGCUGGAUAUGAAAAGUGUUAACCAAUCGUUUUUCCCGAUGCAGCUCUAACAGACUACAAGAUACACUAUGAGCUGAAGUACAAUUCCGGUCUCAUAAGAACAAAGUUUCAAGUGCACCAGAUAUCAUCAUAUAGGAUUUAUGGAGUUAAUUCCAAGCACAUAUGAACAAGGUUUCAAGUGCACAGAAUUUCGCCUAAGAUUAAUGAAGCUUAUUACGAGCUCAUGUGAACCAGGUUUCUAGUACACCAAAUUUCACAUACGAUUUAUGAGCUGAUGCUGCCCCCAGUCUAUCUAUUUUCGUUCAAAACUCCUGAUUUCUCAUGAGGUUUUUUCUCUACCACUCUCAACCAUUAUUGCUGGCACCAUUUAUUAAUUCAAAAGAUGAGAGAAAAAACUUUGCUUUAGUGUAUGCAUGUACUUAUGCCUGUAUUUGUUAUAAAAUUCUUCUGCUGGUCAGAGAAUAAAGAAAAGUUUUCAAUAU
Molecule: messenger RNA, 3035 nt
Organism: Lineus longissimus
Lineage: Eukaryota; Metazoa; Nemertea; Pilidiophora; Heteronemertea; Lineidae
Exons: 13
Coding region: 56-2104 (682 amino acids)
Source: RefSeq, a predicted model, not a curated record